UGUUUUAUAGUGAUUUCGGACUGCUAUGAUAUAAUGAUGCGUAGAUUAGAAUUCAUUCAUAAACAAGUUGCAGAAGUUUAGCGCAGUCGUAUUGUUCUUCUGAAUUUUGUCUUUGUGAUGCACAGUGCUUAGUAUAGUAUUUCUGAAACAAAAAGCCUUAACAAUUAUUUAGAAUGGAGUUUCGUUACACUCCAAGCAGAAUUGCAAAGAGACUUGCAUUUGAAAUUUAUGAGAAUGGUGCGUUAUACAAGACGGAGAACAUGAUACGUUUUAUUAUAUUUUGGGGAGUUUUAAUUAUUUUAUGGAUUGGAAAUUAUUUUCCCUUUCUUACUUCUUUCUUUAUUGCAUUUCUGGUUUACGUUUGCAUUGGCGGAUGGAAGUAUAUGUUUUUAAUAUAUAAGACUCUUGGCCGAGAUUUACGGGCCUUAUAUCGGCUUUCUAAAAUGAAAAUGUUUAUUCGCAAGUGCAGGAAACGCAAUGCCACUGUCGGUGAAAUCUUCCAAAGUCUAGUCAAGAAACAUCCAAACAAAACGUGCAUAAUGCAUGAAGACAAAAAGUGGACAUUUCAAGAUAUUGAGGAUUACAGUAACCAAGUUGCAAACUGUUUCCAUAAACUUGGUUUUCAGUAUGGUGAUGAUGUGGCCUUAUUUAUGGACUCCAAAGUUGAAUUUGUUGCCAUAUGGUUAGGAUUGUCUAAAAUAGGUGUUGUUCCAGCUCUUAUCAAUUCCAAUUUGAGACAACAAUCUCUUGCAUUUUCAAUAACGGUAGUGAAUUGCAAAGCUGUUAUCUUUGGUUCAGAGCUUAUUCAGGCUGUGAGUGACGUAUCUCCAUUGUUGAAAGAUGUAGAUGGACUACAGUAUUUUUGUUUAGGAGAAUUUGAUUCUGCUACAGUACCGGCCAAAUCUCUUGAUACAUUAAUUCCAGAGAGCCCUACCACUCCACCCAAGCAUCAUAAAGGAAGCAUGAAUGAUCGAUUAUUUUAUGUUUAUACUUCUGGCACUACUGGUAUGCCAAAAGCUGCUAUUAUCAGACACAGCCGAUUUAUGUGGUUGGGAGCUGGCAUUCACCAUAUGAACACAAUCCAAGACGAUGAUGUCCUUUAUACUGCCCUUCCAUUGUAUCACACAGCAGGAGGUAUCUUAUCUUUAUCUCAAACUUUGCUAUUUGGAAAUACUUGUGGCAUCAGAAGUAAAUUUUCUGCAUCUAAAUUUUGGGAUGAUUGCAUAAAGUACGAAGCAACAGUAGCCCAGUAUAUUGGAGAAUUGUGUCGUUACAUCUUAGCACAACCAGAAAAACCACAGGAUAGACAGCACCAAGUGAGGCUUAUGUUUGGCAAUGGGCUGCGCCCACAAAUAUGGCAGCAAUUUGUUGAUAGAUUUAAUAUACCUAACAUUGGUGAAUUAUAUGGAUCAACUGAAGGAAAUGCUAAUGUCAUUAAUAUUGAUAAUAAAGUUGGUGCCGUUGGUUUCAUGUCCAGAAUAAUUCCAACUAUUUACCCUGUUAGCCUGAUUAAAGUGGAUGCAAAUACUGGUGAACCUAUUAGAGAUAACAAAGGCUUGUGCAUACGCUGUGAACCAGGUGAACCUGGUGAAUUUGUUGGCAAAAUCAUCACUUCAGAUCCUAUUAGACAGUUUGAUGGGUAUGUCAACCAAUCUGCUACCAAGAAAAAAAUAAUUAGAGAUUGUUUUACGAAAGGGGACAUGGCAUUUUUGUCAGGUGAUUUGCUUAUGAUGGAUGAAGAUGGGUACUUGUUUUUCGUGGAUCGAACUGGCGACACAUUCAGGUGGCGCGGCGAAAAUGUCUCAACUAUGGAGGUGGAAGGAAUGAUCAGUAAUAUUCUUCAUCAUACGGAUUCUGUUGUAUAUGGUGUUGAAGUUCCAGGCAAUGAAGGCCGUGCAGGAAUGGCUGCCAUAUCAGAUCCUGAGCAUAAGGUCGAUUUGAAGCACCUGUUCAAAGAACUGUCCUUGUCUCUUCCCGGCUAUGCUGUUCCACUUUUUGUUAGAAUAUGUGAUAGUUUAGAAUCCACUGGCACAUUCAAGCUAAAAAAAGUGGAUCUCCAAAAAGAAGGCUUCAAUCCAUCGACUAUGAAGGACCCUUUGUAUUACCUCAAUAAAAAAGAAGGGGCUUAUGUUCCACUGGAUGCAGAAGUGUACGAAAAAAUCUGCAAUGGCCAGAUUCGUCUAUGAAGUGUUCAUCAUCCACCUGUAGACAAUUUUUCAUCUUCACUUGCAAAGAGUUCUCAAAAUUCAAACAGUUUAGUUUUAUAUUUACUGCUAAAUCAAAAGAAGGUUAACAGUGUUGGAAAGUGUGUGAAUUGUGAAGGGUAUAAGAAUUGAUAUUGCCUUCUUAUUCUAUGAAAGCUUCAAUUUCAGAUAUGCUUGUAGGGAAAAUAUUAACGCACAUAUUGUUCUUAGUCUUCAUAAAUUCACACUGAAAUGUUUUUUAAUAUGUCGGUUGAAAACGAUGUUUGUUGGCAUUUUUAAGAAAGGCAAAUAUAUGAUGUGUACAUGUUAAAGCUUGGUGAUAUUUUAUUUGUGGUAUGCCAAGAUUCAAGUUUCUAUUGUUGAAUCUAGUGUUAGACAUGAAUAUAGCAAAAAAUAUUUAGAAGAAAAAUGGUGCAUAAGAAAGUUUUGCAUUUUGAGAUUUUUCUCAUAUAAAGUGGUGGAAUAUAUAAAGAAUUUUUAAUCAUUAAUAUUCUGCAGAUUUGUAAAAUAUUAUAUUUCAUUUUAAAUAAAUUUGAGACUGGUUAGAUUGGCAAUUUGCUUCAUAUUGUAAAUGAAAUGAGCAAGAAGCUUUUAGAAAAUUCUGCCAUGAAUUAACUAAAUUUUUUAUAUAUGAAAUUAUUGCACCUAAAUAACUAUUUAAUACACACUUAAAAUACUUGAAUGUUCUCAUUUUAUUCUGGCUUAUAAAUUGGAUAAAAGGUUUUCUUUUUUGUGUGUGUGAGUUUAUGAUACAUAUUAUGAAAUUUUAACCUUUAAGUAAAUAUUGUAUAAAUUUAACUGUAACAUUAUUCUUUUUAAAAUCUCAGCUACCAAAAAAAUUCAUUGCAUGUUUUAUACUCCCUUACUAUGGUGAAUUUAUGUCUAACUCUUGAUUUCAUGAACUUGAACCAAUAGGAUUUAAUCCUUUGUGAUAAAAAACAAAACAAAUUAAGUUUCUUCCCCUUUUUUUGUGUAUGUGUUUGCUAUACUUAAAUCAGAAUUAUCUGACUCUCUGUUCUUUUUGAUGUUUGUUUAUUAUUUAAAAAUGUUUUAUGAAUGCAUUUAAAUCUAUGGUUUUGUUUCGCAAUUCAUUAACUGUGAUUGAUUAGGCACAUAUGUUGAAAGAGAUUUUUUUUUUAUUUGGCAUUUACUUAUACUAUUUAAUCUCUUAGAAGGUGUUAUGAAGUAUAGUUUGUAUGCAGAGUAGUGAAUUUGCCUUCCAUGUAAAUGAUUAAUUGACUGAAUACCACAUAUAUUAUAAAAAUGUGUCAUAGGCUAGUUCAUCUAUUCUGUUUUUAAAUUAGGCCAUAAUUAUGUUAAUAGCUGGUCAUUAUUUAUGUUAGCUAAAGGAUUGCAUGGUAUAAUCAGAAGUAAAUUUUAGAAUAUAAAUAAUGUUAAAUAAAACUUUUUGCCCAGUAGUUCUGUAUUCUAGAAUUAAGACCUUUAGGCAUGCUUUAUAUGAUUGAUUAUACUGAACAUUUAUUAUUCAUUUGAAGGUUUUUUUUUUUUUUUUUUUUUUUUAGUUUUUAGAAUACAUGCAUUUGUUUAUUUCAAACUUUCGUAUUUCCUAUAUGUUUACUUAUAAUUUAUUUUAAAUAGAUUUUAAAAAAUGUGGUACAUUGCCUGCUUAUAUUAAUUUGAAACACACUAAAUUUUCCUAUAUGUUUACUUAUAAUUUAUUUUAAAUAGAUUUUAAAAAAUGUGGUACAUUGCCUGCUUAUAUUAAUUUGAAACACACUAAAUAUUUAAUUUGUGUGCUUUAAGUUCAGUAAAUUUUAUAUUGGAAUCUCUUCUCUUUUUCUUGUUUAGAAAGCAUUUAAAAUUCAAGAUUUUUUUUUUUUAAUGAUACAAGUAUUAAAUCAAUAAAAUUCUCUUACAGGGACCACAUAAUUUUGAUUAGAAAGCAAGAACAAAUUCAUUCCUUUUAAACUAUGAUUGUAUUUCCAUUGACAAUGUCUUUUAGUUUUCCAUUAUACUCUGUUAAAGAAAGUAGGCGUCUGUGAAUUUCGAAAAAGUUAUUAUAUAUAUUUAUAAAAAAAUUUCUGCUUUUAUAUAUAACAACUGUGAUUGAAUAUGUAUUGAAUCUAUUUUUGCUUGUAUGCAUCGUUUGUACUUGUUGCUGAAAUGCAGUCUUGUUUUAAUUCAAUAGAGAUAAGAUUCUGACAGAAAUAUUUUUAUAGCAUUUAGAAAUAAACUCUUUACAUUUAGUUUAAUAUGUAUAAAAACAUUUCUCUGUAUUGAAGUUUUAUUGGUUGUGAAAACUUUCUAAUAAUUGUAUGAAAUCUAACAAUUAUUUACAGAAUUUCUUUUAUUAUUAUACUUAGAAUCUCAAUAAAAUAUAUUCUGUUCUUUCAUGUCAUUUUCCUGGGAAGAAUUUUACUAGUUAUAAUCCUAAUCAGAAACCUAAUAUUCCAAUAUAUUUGUUUAGAUUAUGUUAAGCAAAUAUUCUUCUUCUACUUAUUCCAUGAAAAUAUUAGUUUUAUGAAAAAUUUUGAUCAUUUGAAUCGUGAGCUACUUAAAACUCGUUUAUCUUUAGUUAAACUAUUUAAAUUUGUUGGAAUGGUUGUAAAAAUUAAAUUUAUUUCAUCAGUUAACUGCAAUUUUAUAGAACUGAACAACGAAUUUGUAUGAAUGUGCCUCUCAAUAAAUAUCCUAACUAAAAAUUAAGAAUUGCAUUCUUUUAACUGAAUUUGUGUGGAGAAUUGAAGUUAAAGAAUCUGCUAAUAAUUUUUUGUAGUUAAAUAAUAAAUCAGUUUAAAGUUAAUAACUUCUUUUGGAAAUGUUUUUCUUUAAUUUUGUUUCCCAAAUUUUCAAAAUUAAAUUCAAACAAUGAAUCAAGCAUAUAGAUGAAGUGGCAUUAAGCAUUUGAUGUAGUAUUUGCUGAUUCUGACUUGAUCAUGAUACUCAAUUUAAACAUUGGUUCAGCUUGAUUAUUAUUUCGCCUGAAAAUAUUUGUUUUGAUUAUUGUAUAUGUAAACUAAAACAUAUGAGAGAAAAUAAUUUUAGCUUAAAUUAAAUCGAUAAUUAUUUAUAAUAUACUGUUUAUUCCUUUUUUAUGAAAUUGAAAUUUAUUGACCUUCUGAAAUUGAGAUUUACUACCAUUUUUCAUUGUCUGAAAAUUGAAGGUUUUUUAUCUACAUUAAAAUUAUUAAAUAUAAAAAAAUAGGUAACUUGUGUUGAUUGCAUAGUGAUGAUAAAUGCUUGCAGGGGUUUGAUUGGUGCUUCUUGAGAUGUUUUUCUUUUUUCCAACAUAUCUAUUAUUCUGUAUUCCUGUGGGGCAAGAAUGCCAUGUUUGGAAUAAUUUUUUUAGUGGUUUAUUUUCUUCUGUUUAUUAAAAAAUAUUCUUGAAAAGGAAUAAAUGUCAAUAACUUAAGAAUUAUUAUGCAUUUAUAAUUUUUAAACAUUUUAUGCUUCUUAGUAAAAAAUAAUAAUAAUAAGACUAAAGUUUUUGAAUUUUUAUUUUGUAAGUGUUUUUUAUGGAUUGUUUCUCCCUUAAUAAUAUUCUCAUAAUAUACUCAUAUUUAAUAAUAUACUCAUUAUUUUGUAAUGAAUUACUUACAUAUGGCUGAAAGUAGUUAUUUAUUUUUUAUCAGCUACCUUUUUUGCUUGGUCUCAGUCUUUGAACCUGUAUUUUGUUUUAACCAUUGCUAUUUAAGCUCUAUUAGUACAUGUUUUAAUGAUUUGUCAUGAAAACAAUUUAAAAAUAAUAAAUUU
Molecule: messenger RNA, 5918 nt
Organism: Argiope bruennichi
Lineage: Eukaryota; Metazoa; Arthropoda; Arachnida; Araneae; Araneidae
Gene: Fatp1
Product: long-chain fatty acid transport protein 1-like
Exons: 12
Coding region: 174-2186 (670 amino acids)
Biological process (GO): triglyceride homeostasis
Cellular component (GO): endoplasmic reticulum
Molecular function (GO): long-chain fatty acid transmembrane transporter activity; long-chain fatty acid-CoA ligase activity
Source: RefSeq, a predicted model, not a curated record